GGCGCGCACUCAGUCAUAUACAUCGUCUCAUCUAGCAGACAUUGCUAUUGACCUCUCUUGAUCUUCGGAUAUUCUGCGCGUUUGAUGCGCUUUGGCCACACUGUGACACGCCGUCUCGUUCUGCCAUUUCUCAGACAAGUACCGCGCUCACGGUCCUUCUAUUGGGACCGUGUCUCGAUCCCAGGCAAGAUGACUGUGCAACUAACAGCGGAAGAGGAUGAGCUAUGCACCCUACUUGACCAAUGCACACACAACAUGAAAGAGGCGGAGGGCAUAGAGACGACAUGCAGGAUUGCUGGAGGUUGGGUCCGGGACAAGCUACUAGGGUCAGAAUGCAACGACAUUGAUAUCGCGCUGGAAAACAUGAUGGGAGUGUCCUUCGCGGAACGUUUUGUAGACUUCUGCAGGACCACAAGGGACCUCCCUGUGAAGAACAUCGCGAAGAUUGAGAGCAACCCAGACCAGUCGAAACACCUUGAAACCGCUCGUACUACCAUUCUCGGCAUCGAGCUUGACUUCGUGAACCUCCGGAGUGAGGAGUAUGCGGAAAACAGUCGUAUCCCCACGCAAGUAACAUUUGGAACGCCCCUGCAAGAUGCCCUGAGGAGAGACAUCACCAUCAACACCCUAUUCUAUAACGUCCACACAAGACUUGUAGAAGACCAUACUGGAAGAGGUCUUGACGAUCUUAGAAGUGGGACGAUACGGACGCCGUUAUCUCCAAAGGAGACGUUCACCGAUGACCCCCUGCGCGUGCUUCGCUGUAUACGUUUCGCGAGUCGUUUCGGUUUCACCAUUGUACCGGAGUUGCAGGAAGCAGCGAAGGAUUUGACCAUCCAGGAAGCUCUCAGAGUGAAGAUCAGCCGUGAGCGUGUAGGAGAAGAGCUCGACAAAAUGAUGGGAGGUCGAAAUCCCCUGCUCUCCAUAGACCUCAUCGAUGGUCUAUCGCUGUAUGCCUCCGUGUUCUAUGUACCCGAAAAUGCAGGCAUCAAGCUCUCUGGCCCUCCUUCGUCAUCACGAUCUGCCCUCCAAGCAGCUAUGAUCCUCCACGUGCUAACCAACCCUGUUGCUACCUCUAUGGUCCUUUCUGGCUUCACCUUCCCCUCGCUCCCUCCUCUCUGUCCACUCUUGUUGUCCGAGAUUUCCACCCCAGCAAAACCACUGCGACGGCUAUAUCUUGCCAGCGCUCUGACCCCAUACCGCGGGCUCACGUAUUUGCAGAAGGGCAAGGAGCGACCGGCGGUGGAAGCAGUCAUACGGGAAGGACUGAAGUUGGGAGCCCAGUAUCAUUAUCUAGAUGGUAUUCCUGCGCUGUUCUCGGCAGCCGAUACGCUACAGCGGGGCGUGGCCACUUGGGAGAACGGUGGCCUGGAUAGGCCGGAGAGAGCGUGGAUAGGAGUGCUAUUACGAGACAAGAACGUGCACAGCGUGGUAACUGGGUCUAUGUGGGCCUCGUCGCUCCUGUUCUCUCUUGUGCAAGAACUCACAGCGUUGUGGAACCCGGAGAACACUUCUAUCGAUGAGGCAACCGCAUCCAGCCGAGUCCAUGCUUACAACAAGCUGGCGGCUCGGGUUGAGGAGCUCGGCCUUCAGGCAGCGGUGGACGCCAAGCCGAUCCUCGACGGCAAGGAGGUCGUCAAGCUCCUAGGCGCAACCCCGGGCCAGUGGACCGGGCAAGUCCUUGCGCGCGUGGUCGAGUGGCAGCUCGAGCACCCGGAGGGGACAAAGCAAGAGUGCGAGGCGUGGCUGCGGGCAGAGCACGAAGCAGGCAGGAUCAGCACCGCGUCCUCGACGGUAAAACGUGGCCAGGACGUGGGCUCGGACGCGAAAGCCAAGAAGGCGAAACGGUGACCGUGGUGUCACGGAAGCGUUUGGACAUUGGGAUCCUGCGCGACUUGGACGUGGGCCUAGACCAAGAACCAUAAUGCGGAGGAUGGCGGUGGAUGCUUCGUAGAGCGACCAAGAACAUAGCGGCCAUGGGAAUACAAAUGACGAACUGAACAUCCGUCUAAUCGAUGUUCGUCUGCGGUCGUGAAUUCUUCGACUCGUGGUCUUGUACGACGGUGCCACAAUGCAUUAGCUAUGUCUAUGCGAUAUCAGAGUACCACAGUAUAGAACCUGCGCUUUCGAGCGGACGAGAAUAUACGAGAUGAGAUGC
Messenger RNA from Dichomitus squalens LYAD-421 SS1, 2158 nucleotides. RefSeq lists its product as uncharacterized. Gene Ontology annotation, molecular function: ATP:3'-cytidine-cytidine-tRNA adenylyltransferase activity; RNA binding. The record is from RefSeq and is a predicted model, not a curated record. Gene Ontology annotation, biological process: tRNA 3'-terminal CCA addition. The transcript has 9 exons. Bases 190 to 1851 code for a protein of 553 amino acids. NCBI's taxonomy places the organism in Eukaryota, Fungi, Basidiomycota, Agaricomycetes, Polyporales, Polyporaceae.